UUAAUUUCGCUGACAUUCCCAUGAUCACUGGCAGUAAUCGCUAUUGGCUGAAGACGGAAACGAAGAUCAUCGGCGGGCCCAACGAGAUCGAGUGAGAUAGGAUAGCAUCGGAGUAAGCUUUCUGUUUCUUUACAGGUCUUCAAAUAUUCAGCAGCGAAUGUUGUGUUUAUGUUCAAUUUUCGACUUCUAGUUUAUUAUCGACUGAUAGUUUAUUUGACAGUUUGUAUGAAAAUAUGAGUAUUUCUGGUAAAACUCUUUAUACGAAAGUUUGUGGUUUGCGUCCUGGACUGUCGAAUCUUCUUACACCGGAAUUAUUGAAUAAAAUUUGCGAUGAGCCUGUGGUACAACCAUUCUUAAAGUGGUUUUGUGAAAAUUUAAAUUACGUCAAUGUUGUGUCAGAUGAAGAUCUUCAAAUAAUGAAACAACUACAAGAUACAAACAUGUGGCUAGAAGGUCAUGAACUAGAUCAUGCAUUGGAGGAAGCUACUAAAGAUGCUCCAGAUUUAUUAAAAAUUGUAUCUUUUGAUGACACAGAUAUUAAUGAUUUAUUUGCAGAAUUUGAAAUACUGAAAGAAUCACACAAAGAAGAUGAAAAUUAUAUUUACACGCUACAAAAUGGGAUACAAAAUUUAAAGGAAUUAGAGAUUAAAUUAGAUGAAGAUAUAGAGAAAGAAGAAGAAUGUCUAAAUAGGGAAACUAUUGAAGCAAAUAAGGCAUAUGAAGAUUGUUUUGAAAUUUUGAGACAAUUUGAUAUACGAAAUCAUGAAUUUUUUAAAGAAGUCAAACAUCUUUUGAAUAUUUAUGCAGAUGCAGCUGAAAAUAAAGGAACACCAUUAUUAUGGACUCAAAUGCCAUUAGAACUAUUUAUUAAAAAAAUUGAACUAUAUAAUCAAUAUUUACAUGUCCAUAUAAAACGAGAGUUUGGAAGUGUACCUGAGAAAGAGCAAUCGACAGAUUCCGAUUAUAUUUAUUUAAUAAGCAACAGUGGAAAAAAGAAUUUAAAUAAUGAAGAGUUACAAGAACUAGCAUUGUGUAAAACAAACUUGACUAAUGCGAAGAUGGAGAAAAUUUUGGCUAAAAUAGAAGAAAAAUCAUGGAGUGCAGUGUUUAAUUACAUAAAAGAUAUAUAUAAUUUAGGAAAUUUAAAAGUACCAUCACCGUUGGAAUUAAGCACAGAGAUAUUAACGCUGACUAAAAAAAGAGAUUUCUUGGAAGAAAAUGUCAAUUUGUUACAACAAAAUCAAUUAACAGAAUUAGUGCAACAGUUCUCAGAACGGGAAAUCACUAAAAUUUUAAGACAUGAUAUGCAGUCAAGACUCAAGGAAAAAAAAAAUUGUUUGGAGAAACUUAAAACUCUGCUAUUUCUUGUGCGAGAAAAUGGUCACGUGUCCACUGAUUUAUUACGAAUAUUAAUGGAAAUACAAUUUUCUCGACUUAGAGUCAUCUCAGAAUUUGUAGCCGAUGCUUACCAUUAUUUAACAACGGAAUAUUCAUUAUCAACGAAAAGAUGUGAAAACAUGGAACUACAGCAAAAUGAAUACUUUGCAGCCAUAUUAUCGUCACCAAACAUGCAUAAUUCAUUUCACAAACUAUUCGUAUCAAUGGUAUGCAAUGGUGAUAAUACACAACAAUUAAAUUCUAUGUUGAGUAAAUAUAAUACUCUCAUGGACGAAAACAAAAGUAAGAAACAUUUCACAAUGGAAACAUAUUUGAAUUCUAAAAUUUCUAAAUUAGAAAUGUUACAAAAUGAAAUAAAUGUACAAUAUUUGAACGAAAUUCAAAAAGAACAUACACAUACAUUUAAAGCAGUUUCCCAUGAAAUUGAGACAUGUUAUGAUGAAACAUUUAGUAAUUUGCAAGAUAUACAGAUUGACUUAAGAAAAAUAAGGAGCCAAAUAAAAGAACAACUGGAAACAAAUACAAGCUACGAACGAGAAAAAAAUAUCCUUUGGCAACGAUUUUUGAUGGAUCCUGACACUUUAAGAAAAAUACAUCAAGAAGCUUACGGAACAGAAGACCCGUGGGCCACAUAG
Molecule: messenger RNA, 2033 nt
Organism: Eufriesea mexicana
Lineage: Eukaryota; Metazoa; Arthropoda; Insecta; Hymenoptera; Apidae
Product: HAUS augmin-like complex subunit 3
Exons: 10
Coding region: 234-2033 (599 amino acids)
Source: RefSeq, a predicted model, not a curated record